Daucus carota subsp. sativus is the source of this 576-nucleotide messenger RNA. RefSeq lists its product as uncharacterized. The transcript has 4 exons. The record is from RefSeq and is a predicted model, not a curated record. NCBI's taxonomy places the organism in Eukaryota, Viridiplantae, Streptophyta, Magnoliopsida, Apiales, Apiaceae. Bases 117 to 431 code for a protein of 104 amino acids.
CAUCCUCCACUUUACCUAGAGCUCAACACAUAUACAAUCAAACAUCUCAAUUGAGGUAGCUAGUUUUUAAAUUAUUGGUUGAUCUAGACUCUACUAGUGAUGAAGACACAAUAAGGAUGAUCAUGAUUCCAUGUCUUUCUAAGGGAUUGUUUAUGGUACAUCAAAUCAUAUGGUUGCGUCAUUUUUGUUGGUUUGGGUAUAAGACCCGGAUCAUGUUUGUGAGUAUUGUGAUGUUGUGCUCUAUACCAGAUAAGCAAAUAGAAGAGUACAAGGUAUUUCAAGAUGUUGCAGCUUUAAACAAAAUAGAGAGCUUCGGGACAUGUUCUGAGGAUGAAGAGGUGACCGAUAUAUUUUUACAACUCAGUGCACAAUCUUGCAAAGAUGUUGAAGGUGAAGAUAAAAAUGAUGUGCCAGGAUGUCAAAUGUCAUAGUAUGCAAGACCCGAUGCCGAAAAGAAAAUCAAGCUAAAUUGAUAUACAAUGAUGUUUUCAGAAAUAUAUUGACGAGAUAAUUGAAUUGUGGAUUUCAAUUAGGAUUCAAUCACAUGAUGUAAUUAAUGACAUGUUUGCACUUUAA